Molecule: messenger RNA, 2633 nt
Organism: Exophiala mesophila
Lineage: Eukaryota; Fungi; Ascomycota; Eurotiomycetes; Chaetothyriales; Herpotrichiellaceae
Exons: 1
Coding region: 332-2128 (598 amino acids)
Biological process (GO): carnitine biosynthetic process
Cellular component (GO): mitochondrion
Molecular function (GO): oxidoreductase activity
Source: RefSeq, a predicted model, not a curated record
CCGAGGUUGAACUUCAGCCUUGCGAUGCAUUUCUAGUCAUACCACUAACCUAGGUAUACGACCUAACGCUUGCCGCAUUCCGAGUCGACAAGACUCUCUGUCGAGUUAUUGCCGUUACUGCUUGGGUGGAUUUUUCAAUUCACUUUAUAGUGGCCUUUUCAGGUAGACUUUCAUUCAUUCUAGGUCAGGACACUUGAACGGGAUUUUUUCUUUCCUUGGUUUCUCAAUCAGGAGCUCUCCUAUCACCUGAGUGGCAGAACUAUAAAAUCCCAGAAGCCGAGUCGCUCGAAGACCAGCAUCAGCGCGUUCUGGUCUCUUUCAUUCCGUCGCCAUGGCACGUAUACCAAGGAGCAACCCUUUGGUGGUCCGCAAAAGAACACAGGAUGGGAUAGCUUUCAACUUCACUCUACCUACAGCACGGCCACAGCGCCAGAGAGCCAGAUUUCUUUUUCCAGAAGACAAUCCAUCACUUGCAAAGUCAAGCCAAGAUGGCAUAGCAGCAGAUGGAGACCAAGUGGUGGAGGAAUUAGGCAAUGAUGAAACAUCCCAACUCGACGCAGCAGUCAAGCCAAAACUCCGAUACCAUUCUAUCUGGACCAAGGAUCAGCACCGCGAAGCCCUCAACAAUCGGUCCAACAACUACUCAAAAAACUUCAAAGUCGGCAUCCAGGCACCAAACCCCCCUCGCUCCUCGUCAUCAUCCGAUCAUGGAGCCGAAGGUCUUACCCAAUCUCAUAAGGAGAAGCUGGUGGCUAAAGGUCAGCUGUUUCCCAGUGCAGACAGCACCGAACCACUCGUCUCACCGAUUCUCCUUCGCGAGGCCUGCAAAUGCGACAUUUGCGUAGACCCAUCUGACCGACAACGCAAUUACGAAUACUCGGAUAUUCCGACCAACAUCAACGUCGCAACGGCAAGCAAAUCAUUCGACGGUGAAAAGACAAUCAUCGGAUGGGAAAACGACGUCCAACCCAAUCACUUUUCGGUCUUUGACCAAGCCACCACCUCACGCCUGUUACAACCUUUCCGCAACCCAGCGUGGCAAAUGUACGAAAGGCCUCGCAAAGUGUGGACCCGAAAAACCUUCCGCACCGCUGAAAACGUCCGCAUCGACUUCAACGACUACAUGAGUGAUGACGAAACUCUGGCCCGAACCCUUCAUCUUCUCUGGCGAGAUGGACUUGUUUUUCUCGACGGUGUACCCGAGGCCGAAGAGUCAGUCCAAAACAUUGUCACCCGCAUUGGCCCGCUCCAAAACACCUUUUACGGCAACACCUGGGACGUCAAGUCUAAACCGCAAGCCAAGAACGUCGCCUAUACCUCAAAGCAUCUAGGAUUCCACAUGGAUCUUCUAUACAUGAAGGAUCCACCGGGCCUCCAAUUCCUACACUGUGUGCAUAACACAUGCGAAGGUGGCGAGUCACGCUUUGCCGACACGCUCAAAGCCAUCGACAUCAUGUCCCGAAUGCACAAUGGACCAGAAAUGAUACAAACACUAAUGGACGUACCGGUGCGAUACGAGUAUGACAACGACAACUUCUUCUACAGUGACACGAAACCAACGAUCAUGACACGCAAUCCGACUCCACGGCAAAACGUGCUUCACGCACGGAACCAAGACCUGAUUUCUCAGAUCGAACACGUCUACUGGUCACCGCCAUUUGUCGGCAACCUGGACUCAUCGCUACCGCACUCCAAACUAGAGAAAUUCAUCCGCGCCAGUGCCAUCUUCUCCAAACUCCUCAACCACGUCGAAAACGUGUAUAGUGAGAAGAUGGACAGCGGCACGUGCGUCAUCUUCGACAACCAACGCGUGGUACACGCACGUAAUUCAUUCGACCUCAACAGCGGCAAACGCUGGCUCCGCGGCGCUUACUUGGGUCAUCAAGACUUCGUCAGCAAAGCCGUCAGCAUGAUGUCCUUGAUGCCCCAGGUCACCACGGCUCAGCAGGGUGAGCAUACGCGCGAGAUUGCCCGACCAGAAUGGCAUAUCUACAAGGACGUGUAUGGUGACUCUGGGAUAGAUUGCGACGAUCUCGUCGAAAAUCCCGUGCGUAAGAUCCCCUACUAUAUUGAUGAAAAAACAGAGAGAGGCUCGCGCCGCGGCCAGAGGGAGGAGCUCGGAAAUUGAAAUUGAUGAGAGAGUACUGGGUGUCAAUUGCCAAAUACUACUUGGCAUGUAGUGGUGAUAUGGAUAUGAUAGCUAGUUUCAUACACCCAUUCUCCAUUUUGCUCUUGAUCAUGCAAACAGACGUCGCCGGUUGGCUUUGGCGGUGCCCAGAGCCUUGUCCAGCACCUGAGUUUGGGGUGUGAUGUUAUUGUCCUAGGACUUGGAAAUCUUGACUUGCUUGCCCCAGGCACCGCCCGCCAGCCAAAGUGUCUCCAUAUACACAUGAGCUCUCUAUACAUUGGAUGAAUUUUCCUGCAGAGAGAUUGCAAUCUUAGAGGGUCACUUAUCAGAUGAGGGGUGAGAUGUGGGAUAUGCAAAAGUGGCCAAGGUUUACACGUUAUCAGAUUCACCAUCAGAUAAGAUUGACAAGAUAAAAACAACCUCUGCGAAUGGUCUGAGGAUCACCUCAAAGUCAUCGCAAUAGAUUUGAACAUUGACGGGUGGUCAGAAUCUAUGCAGAGUCUCA